AUGGAAGAGGAGGCGGACAGGUCGUCUAUCGUCGUUGGCAUGAUCGAGAACAGGGCGAAGGAAGUAAACGCUCCUCUGUCUCUCUCUCUCUCGCUUGCUCUGUGCAAACGCGUACAAUUAUCUUAUGCUAGUGUACUUCCCAAUGGGAGAAACGAUCCCCUAUCCAGUUUCCUGUCUUCUUUUGGUGAUAUCCUCAUCGCCGAAAUAACCGAUUGAGGCGAUAUUUUGGUAUCAAGAGAUUGAUAUGAUCAAAUUUGAGCUGGACACGUUGCAUGUGCGAGAUCGCUUUGGCAAUCUCCUUUCUAGAACGAGUUUUUAAAAAAUAAAUUAUUUUAAUUUAUGCAUGAUAACGUCAGCAGUGGAGGUAUCCAAAUGCCGAACAAGUUUCCAAAAAAAAUACGUUGAUAAAAGAGAUGCAUUAAAUGAAGUUACGGGGGGCUUAUUUCCAAUCAGAUAGAGGGAUAAAUAAAAUGGAACACGAUACUACGGGGUUCCAUAUCACCUCACUGCAUGUGCGUAGCAUUCAUAGAUCAUUACGCAGAAUAUAUUUAGGUUCUUGCCAAGGAAGUGAGCUCGUCAUGCUCAACUUUCUCUCAUGGUUGCUUAUCAUUAAUGAAAGGAGAGAAAAAUAUUGAUUUAGGCUACAACUGGCAAGCAUACGUACAUGCAUCUUGCUAAAUUUUUUAGUUUCCCGUCAUUAUGGUUGAUGAACCUCUGGAACAACUGCACAUAAGUUUUCUUGAUAUUAUCUAUGGAGUAAUUGUAGAUCAAUGCGCCGUUGCAUAUCUGUUUCCUUUUUUUCUCCUUAAAUGGAAAUAGCAGACAGAACCAAAGUCCACCUUCUUUCUAUUGGAGCAUAGGAGCUCCUCAAAUCGAUUGUCAUGCCGAAGUCCCGUGAUGUUUCAUGUGACUACAAUAUAGGCUUCUUACGAUUUCCCUGUGCAGGUUGGAGUGGCUGCAUUUGACUUGAGAUCAGCGUUCUUGCAUCUCUCACAGUACAUUGAAACCAGCUGUUCAUAUCAAAACACUAAAACCCUCCUACAUUUUUAUAAUCCGAUGGUAAUCAUCGUUUCUCCGAACAAGCUUGCGCCAGAUGGUAUGAUCGGAGUCUCAGAAUUGGUGGAUAAGCAUUAUACAUCAAUUAAGAAGGUCUCUAUACUUUCUUUCAGCCUUUUUAUGAUAUGUUUCAUGUUUGGCUGAUCUUGCAAGUACUCUCAGGUGUUCAUGUCUCGUGGCUGCUUUGAUGAUACCAAGGUCAAAUCUUUAUCAUUUUUUAAAUUUAGUUUUAGUUGAUUUAUAUUUGGUGAUCUUUAAAAUCACCUUCAAUAAGCUUCUUAUUAUGUAUGAUAUUCAGGGGUCAAUACUGGUUAAAGAUUUGGCAGCCAGGGAGCCAUCUGCAUUGGGGUUAGAUACAUAUUACAAGCAAUAUUACCUUUGCCUGGCUGCUGCUGCUGCUACCAUCAAGUGGUAACUAGCCAAAUUAGUUGGAUAAUCAUUCCAUCAUCACUAAUAAAAUUGAUGCCUAUAUGUUUUUUUUAAUUCAACUUCUAUAUAUUCUUAAAAAGUUUCUUAAUUAGAGCUUGGCACUAAUAUUCGUUCCAACCUUGCAACCUUGAGUCCCCAUCGAUUAAUGUGCUGACGUCAUCUUUAUUUGAUUGCUUAUGCGUGCAAAGAAGCUGAUAUCUUUGUCAAUUAGCCUAGAUUUUCUCUUAGCAUACCUAUGUUCUUCAAUAAGUUCUGUAUACAGAUUCAUUUGCUUCUUCUGAAGGUGUUUACCAACUCUAAGUCUCAACGUCAGAUGCCUCUGUAUGCUAAUUUUAAAAUGGAAAUUACAUAGUUUUCCCUUCAAUUCAUCUUUGGCAGAUGCCUUUCUUGCUUUAUUGUUUACCUGGGCAGAUAUUGUUUCCUUCGAUGCUGCAUAGUUUUCUUGCCUUUCUUGCUCAGUGAUGAUAGCAUAGCUGAUCCCACUAGUUACAAUUGAGUUUCACGAAUGCAGAGGACGCCCUAGCACGAUGAUAUUGGAAAGGUUGGCUUAAGAUCUAUGUGAACUUUAUUUGACUGAACUUUCCAUGAUUCGAUGCUAUCCUGAAUUUGAAGCCUUCUUCCUUACCAUGGUUUAAGUUUGACAAUAUGAAUGACAUCUUCAGAACACGAGUUUUUUGUUCAUUCCAUUCUGUAUUUUAUCCUGAGAGUUGUGUUGUUGUCAUUUUAGUUAAAUGUAAUCCCCCUGUUCCUUUACCUUCGUUCUUUUGGACGCGUGAAAUAUAGGUUGAUUCUCUUGUACACGUUUCAAUAAAGGAUUUUAUCAUCCACAUCUGCUGUUUCCGAUUCACUUCUGACAUGGUCUUUUUCUCCAUAACUGCUGAAUUUUAUGGCAUAACCUUUUGCCUAUUCACGCUCAAUUUCUCUUAUUGUGAGGUUCUAUUUUUCUUUUGGACAUGUAGGAUUGAAGCAGAGAAAGGCAUUGUGGUGACAAACAACUCAUUGUCGGUAGGACAGUGUCCUUGAUUUCUGACUAAUUCUUUUUUCGUCCUAAUGAAAAUGCCAUGAUAUUUUAGUCCUUCUGACGUUUUCCUGUUCGGAGGCAUUUUUUGGAAAAAUUAAAACAUGGAUAUAUUAAUAAUAGUUCUGCUGAUCCACACUUCAGAUAACAAACCACCCUUCAUCAAACAUUUCGUGAUGCCCUAUUUCUAUUUAUUUUAAAGUAUAUUUCUGAAGACGAAAAGAAUGAUGAUAACUCUGCGUAAUAUUUUGUCACUUGGACAAAACUGAUGCCAUGGUUCUCUGAAAAAGGGUUCAUUCAUGUCAUAAUAAUACAAGUGUUGUGGUACUCGUUUUAUGACAUCACAAUCUGCGAUUAAUUGAUAUUUUCAUCAUAUGAUAGGUGUUAUUGUUGUCGUUUCCUAUGCUACAAUCUUAGUUUUGUUCUCUCUUCUCUACAAUGAUAAGACCACAAAUGCAAGCCCUUUUAUGGUUUAUAAUGGAGCCUCUUCCUUUUCUUACACAUAUACCAACAAAAAAAUUACUAAGAAUCCCGUUAUUGUGUUAAAAAUGUGUAAGAUAAGGUUCAAGUUGAUGCCUAUUGGCUCUCCUGUCCCAUUCUCUGGACACUAACUUUGCCUUGUUUGUCAUGGACAACUCAUAGGUUACCUUUAAUGGUUCUUUUGAUCACAUGAACAUUGACGCUACCAGGUAUUCUCCUGAGAAAGAAUUUUAAAAAUAUCAUGUUUCGUAAUCUACAACAGUAAAAUAUAGCAUGUUUCUUUAGAUUGUCAAUUUAUUCUUUUAAAUUGAUAUAUCUUUUCUGUUCGUAUGUGGUACAGCGUUCAGAACUUGGAAAUUAUUGAUCCCUUGCAUUCUGGUCUUUGGGGAACUAGCAACAAGAAGAGGAGUUUGUUUCAAAUGUUAAAAACAACAAAAACUAUUGGAGGGUAUAGUUCGUUUUGGUUUAAAAUUUUAAACUAAACAUCAUGAUUUCUACGUAAACGGAUUUUCUCUCUCAUAUUUUCUUUUUUAUUACAACUACAUGCCCAUGGUCUCUUGUCUGCAGUUUACUUCAUUCGCUUUAUUUAACUUCAGUAUAACUGAUCAACUUUACUUUUAGACAUCAUUUCUGCAUAUUUGAAUGCUUAAUGCGACUAAUCUCUUUCACUGUUUUUGGGCAUAUUCCAAUAGUCUCUGAUUUCCACAUUGAAAUUAGUUUGGAGUAGGAGAUAUCUGAGAGUAUGCGAAGUUGAUUGUGAUGUUAUCUUAUUAAAUAUUUUUUUACUAAUUGAGAUAUAAAAGUAUAUUCCUAUCAAAAUAGAUGAAAGCUUCAGGAUGAUUGUACGAGUGAACCAUUAGACGAGAUUCUCGGAAUUAAACAUGAAGAAAGGAGAGGGUAUUAUUUAGUUAAAUAGGAGUUGGAGUAUGAUAAAUAGAUAGAUAGAUAGAUAGAGAGAGAGAGAGAGAAGGGCUCAUUGACUUUGAUAAAUGAGACAUAUCCUGAAUUUGACAAACAGCAAGAGAGAAAAAAGCUAGUUAGGUUAAAUGUAAUGUCUUAUUGUUCACAUUAUAUUUUGGAUGACAGUUCUGGCCUAGAUCACGAUCCAGAUCGGUUACAAGAUUGCCCCCCUUGCGUUAAGAUGUGAAAAGCAUUCCCCACAAAUGGAAAAAAAAUUAGUAUGGAAAUAUCUUGAGAAAAUCCCCAAUCUUUGCGUGCCGUUCGAGGUUUAUCUGAUCUAUAGCUCAUAUUACAGAAUUUCAUUAAAUUAUUAUUCAGUUGGGAAAAUAACAUCUUCUUGCUCUCUUCCUCAUAUGCUUCCUCUUCUCUUUCGUCUUUCUCUGCUGCAGUAAAUCAGUAAACACGGAAACAGUAAAUCAGGAGGCUGUUAGAGGCUUUUCAAGUAGGAUUCUAAUGGUUGGGAGUAUCAAUGCAGUAAAUCAGAAACACCAUCUAAGACUGAAUCCAGAGGUAGACAAUACCCAGGACGAAAAUUAGAGAGAGAGAGAGAGAGAGAGGGAGGGAGAAUUGAAAGCUAUAAAUUUAGUCCACAACCUGAAAUUAACACAACAUUUCUCCGGAUAAAACGUUUCUGUUUAAGCGUAUAUCGUAAGCCAAACUGUUCAUUUCACGUUUUCAAGGGAUAAAUAUUGGUUUCUUAGAAGAUAAUUCGGAACAAGAAGGUAAAGUCUCGUUAUCUUCUUGAGAAAUAUUGUGAACCAAAUGAUGGUUCACAGAAAGCCACUAAAGAACGUAGCUUCUACUAGGAAACUACAGUUCUAGAAAAUAAUGAAUCAUCAUCAUAGACACUCCAGCAAACUAUGGUUUGCUCAAAGUCAUCAACACUCCAGUAAAUGCAGAGAGCAAAAAGAUUAAUUCGAAAUCUCAACAGGCCCCUCCGCACCCCAUCUCCACCUCAAAGAGAGAGAAAGAACUGCACGCCUCUUUCUCCCCGUCCUUUUCUCACUUUUGCUCCAGUAAUGACAGUUAAGCUCAGUGUCUAGCAAUCACUGUGCCAAUCAGUGGAUACAAUCUCAUACGUGCUUUGUUUAUGCUCUUUACUUUAGGUGGCGGUAAUGGUUAUCGUCAAAGUUUUUCAGGACAGUUUACCAUAACCCUCAUGACGUGCCAAUGAACUCAAGGAUCAACCAUUUUGGGCUAAAACAUCAAAUAACUAAGGGAAGUAGUUCACUUUCCUUUCUCAUUGUUUGAAGUGACCUCAUAGCAUAGCCCAGAUACAUCCAGCCGUAUUUACUAACCUAGAAAUGGACAAGCUACCGGUUUUGAAGUGUUUGUUUAAGCUUGGUUACCCCUGUUUACCUUUUAGUUUUCACAAAUCUGAAGUAGAUCUAUACCAGCACAUCUCAGUCAAAGUUAUCCAAUUUUAGGGCUACGUUCGUGAGGUUUUCCAGUGUUCCUUGAGAUGACAAAUGGAAGUCGUAUUUGUAUGUUCCAAUAUCCUUCCAUCGUGAAAUUUUAAUUAUUAUUUUUCAACGCCUUCUAAGGCUGAUAAGAUUGAAAACUUUUGGUGAUAAAUUUAUCAUAGAUGAUGGAAUUUGUAUUAUAUUCCUUUACACUCCAUGUUCAUAUAUCCCUUCCAUAGGUACAGUUUUCUCCACUCGAAGCUAAAUGGAUGUGCUUUUCAGGACUAGACUUCUUCGAGCAAAUCUGCUGCAACCCCUAAAAGAUAUGGAAACUAUAAAUGCUCGAUUAGAUUGCUUGGUAAGGUUUUUUACUCUCCUCACGCAAUAAUAAAACUAGCGCUACAUUUAAUUUAUCUCAUUUGCCUUCUCGCUUCUAGCAUCAGACUCAUACCAUCUUAUUUUCAUAUUCAUGUUUUAUAUUUUAAUGUUAUGUACGUUUUGUGUUGUCUCUUUGAUGCUAUUAUGCUGUUAUGUACUUUUUCUUAGCUGAUAUACACAGCCGUGUGAUAUAGAACCUGAUGUUCAUAAAAUCUGAAUAAACCAAUUUUCCUGCUGGAUUCAAGCCUCAAGCAUGUCUUCAUUGAUGCAAAAAGAAUCUCCAUCAUUCAUAUCCAUUUCUUCCUUCAGUAAAAUUAUGCGUGCUUUUGUAUGAAUAUUAAAAUAUAUUUAUGUAUGCCAAAAGUAUGCUACAAAUAAGGCUUUUAGGUUUCCACUUCACCUGCUCGGUACGUUAUCCCGAUCUAGGGUUUUCUUGAGGCACGCAGAAUUUGAUGUGUUUUUCUGUGGAAUAUCUAUUCAACGACAAUCCUCUGAAGAUUUCUGCUAAACAUAUCCAUAAUGUUUUUAAACAGAGAAACUAGCUUCUUGGUCGUUUUGUAAAAAGGUCUGCGACCAGAGAGCAAUCAGACAUGGGUCGUUCAGGAAUUACAAAAUAACGCAAUUCAUAAUCGUUCCCGGCUCAUAAUUCUUGCGUUCGCUGGUUAUGUGAUACGAGAAUGAACGAAUGUUUACAUCAUACACCAUUAACUCUCUUCCACUUGUCAUAUUUCAAAUAUUAAAUUCAGCUGCCUGAUUUUCUCUCUAUAUUUUUCAUUUACGAUAUAGUAAGACUUCUGUGCUUCAGGAUGAGUUAAUGAGCAAUGAGGAGCUAUUCUUUGGGCUUAUUCAGGGCUUACGAAAGUUUCCAAAAGAAACAGGUGAGUCCAUUCCAAAAGUUUCAUUUACUUCCUACUUUAGCGUACUAUGGACAAAUAAAACUCUAAACAAAAGUCUUCUCAAAUUUCUGUCUGCUAGAUAGGGUGCUCUGUCAAUUUUGCUUCAAACACAACAAAGUGACAGAUGCGGUAGUAGGACAAGCUGAUUCGAAAAAGAGUCAAGUGUUGAUCUCGAACAUUAUAGUCCUUAAAACUGCUCUUGAUGCCCUUCCUUUUCUUUCCAAGGUGAAGUCAUGAAUUAUUUAUUCAGAGUUUUGAAUAUUUUUGGUCUUAAAUAUUACUGGAGAUCACUAUUUCAGGUGCUGAAAGAUGCCAAAAGCUUUCUUCUCUGUAACAUUUACAAAUCAGUCUGUGUGAAUGAAAAAUAUGCGCGUAUAAGGAAAAGGUAUGCCUAUUUGAGACCUUCUAUGACAAAUGAGUGUCUGUAUGCUUGUAAAAUUUUCUUUCCUCUCUUUUUAAUUUUGGAAGAGAAAUUUUUAAUAAUUUAAAAACAUAUUUCUACGAGCUUUUCAGAUGUACUAUACAGUGAACGAUCUCUUAAUAUCGAAGUAAUAGAUAUAACUUUUUGUAAGAUGUCUACUUUGAAGGAAAACAUUUUAUGCAUGAUCUAUUUGCAAGCUGAUUGAAAUUCCGAUUUAGAAAUUUCAGUCAGUCACUUUGUCUGCAUCUAAAUGAUUGGGGUCAACUGAUCUGAGUCAUGCGGCUUCGUCCGUAAAAUAAACUUCCUACGAAUGAGUUUUCAGAGGUCUAUUGAGAUCUAUUUAGUGUCGCUCAUUUAUGAUAUUUCUCCAUGUGCAAAUAAUUCUAAAGUUGAUUUUGUGUUAUUUUAUUUUAAAUAUUUUAAGCUUAAAUUCUACAGCAUCUCUAUUGGAAAUUAUUAUUCUCAGAUAAUCUAUUGCUUCUGACUUUAAGAAUAGGCGAGAUCAUUGAUGAAGACGUAUUACAUACAAGGGCUCCCUUUAUUGCCAGCACACAACAGUGUUUUGCUGUCAAGUCAGGAAUAGAUGGGCUUCUGGAUGUCUCAAGGCGCACAUUCUGUGAUACAAGUGAAGGUGCUGAAACUGGGAUUGUUAUGGAUGUUGUUGCAUUUAAGUACUGAUAGAUUAUUGUUUCAGCUAUAUAUAACCUUGCAAACAAGUAUCGGGAAGAGUUCAAGCUCCCAAAUCUGAAAAUCCCUUUCAACAACCGGCAAGGAUUUUAUUUUAGCAUUCCUCUCAAGGACAUUAAUGGCAAUAUUCCCAAAAAUUUCAUUCAGGUUUUCUAUUCUCAUGAAUACUUGACAAUGUUAUGGCUCAGUAUCUAGGUAUUAACGUCUAAUAUUUUUUUAUUAUCGUAUAUUUUAAACUAAUAGGUUACGAAACAUGGGAAGAACAUGCAUUGCUCAAGUCUUGAACUGGCAUCAGUGAGUGUUAUUGUUUCCUUGUUCCUUCCCUCCCGUUGAUGUUUUCCAUUCUUUUUUGCUUCAUUACCCACUCUGCUUCCAAAUUUCUGGAUCGCUUUCAAAGGUCUUUAAAGUCUUUGUAAAUAGAGGGUCAGCAUAUCAUCAAUAUCCUGGAAAGAGGUGAUGCAUUCAUUCUCUAAGACAUCCAAAGUAUGACAUGUUUAUAGAUAACAGUGUCUAUAUGGAGGUACAUAUGAAUUUACAAUGGGAUUAUAGAUGCAGAAAUCUUUCUUUUUUCGUCACAUCUAUCUCCAAUCGUUUCUGGUUUCAACAAUUAAGCAUCAAUAAUGAGUCAGCUUUUUUAUGUUAUUUUGCAGUUAAAUGUGAGAAAUAGGUCAGCAGCUAGCGAAUGUUAUGUGAGGACAGAGGUUUGCCUGGAAGGUUACACCUCACUUAUUUCACAUGAGGAUGUUUGCUAACUUCAAAUAUUCGGUUCAUUCUUUUUUUCCUAUUUUAAGUUUAUGUAGCUUUCAAUUAAAACUCGUAGUUCUAGGUUUCCUAUUUUUGCUAUAUCCCAUUUCAGAACAUUUGAUCAUCAAAUGUACCAGAUUAACCGAACAGCUAUUUGUAGGCUUUACCGGCCAUUUUCUUUCUAAUUAAAUAAUUUUUCAUUUCAACAAGAGACAAGCGUUAGAAAUAUAGAACUUAGCUGUUAUGUCGACAAAAAACAUAAAUAUUUUUGACUUGAUAGGUCUCAUUAAUGCCAUAAGGGAUGACAUUUCUGUACUAACACUGCUCGCGGAGGUUCUGUGUCUUUUGGACAUGAUCGUCAAUUCAUUUGCGCAUACGAUAUCAACCAAGCCAGUGGACAGCUACACAAGACCCGAGUUCACGGGUACCCCAGACUUUCCUGGUAUAUUUCUGAUUUGUUAGAUCUCUCUGAAGAUUUUUGACAUUGUCAUUUUCCGAUAGAAAAUGGCCCAAUGGCUAUUGAUGCGGGAAGGCAUCCAAUUCUUGAAUCCAUACACAGUGAAUUCAUUGUAAGCAUUCCUUUAUUUUUUUUCCAUAGCUUCAUGUUUUGUGGACAUUGAAACUAUCGGAAGUGAUCAAGUGAGUCAUUCAUGCUUGCAGCCUAACAACGUUUUCCAUUCUGAAGCAUCUAACAUGGUGAUAGUCAUGGGUCCAAACAUGUGAGAGCAUCCUUUACGAGUAGUUGAUUUCUGUAAUUUACCAUGCUUAGGUGAUCGUCUCCGUUUAUAUCGGAGAGUCUAUAUUAAUGUGGAUCCUUUCUGUUUAUGAAAAAUUGUCAGGAGUGGGAAAAGCACAUAUCUUCAGCAAGUUUGUUUAAUAGUCAUCCUCGCUCAGAUUGGCUGCUAUAUUCCUGCUCGCUUUGCUUCUCUUCGGGUGGUUGAUCGCAUAUUUACCCGGAUAGGCACUGGAGACAAUCUUGAGUACAAUUCCAGCACCGUGAGUAUGAAAAAUUUCAGAGCUUUAUCUUCAGCGGUCAAGCAGCGCACUUUCUGCCAACAUGAAAUUUCUCUUGCUAAUUAAUUUAUCAUUCUGUUGUACGUUUUUUUUGUUUAGUUUUUGAUUCUUGGUAGACUCCUAUUGAGGUAAUUUUUGCCCAAUUUUGUAGUCUUGUAACAGGCAUCGAAUACAAAGAAUAACAUUGAAGAGGCCUCCUUGCUACAGAUAUAUGCAUGCCCAUACAAAAAUACGACUAUGUCUACGUCUAUGUCUGAACCACACCCCUCCCACUUCAAUACAUGCCAUGACUUCUCUCAAAGCGAGUUGCACGAACUAGCUUGGGCAGUAGUGCUGAAAUUCGUAAUCUCGUAGGUUUGCAAUCCCUAGAGGUGUCUGGCCGAUAACCUCCAUAGUUGGAGGUGGGACUAAUCCCUAAGCACAGCACAUCUUGAUUUCGAAAAGAAUUGGGGUGGAUUAUACGGCUCAACCUAAGUCGGACUGUCUUUGAAAAGCAUGCUUGUUAUCCAUGAGAUAUGGUCUCCUGGUAUAUAGUUUCGACUUGAGGAACAUGUUAGGGCUAAUGCAAUGAUCCCAUUCUCACACUUUCUCGUAUAUCGCUGGAUCAGAUCAUGUCUUUCAUCUGAGAUGCAUAAAUCUGUCUGGCCUAUAUGACUUCCCGGAAAGAUACAUACGAAGUUAUAGGAUCCUUAUUUCACAACCUCCAGUCAAGAAGUGGAUAACAAGAGGUCAGAUCAAUAAUUACCUACCUGUGCUAAUGAAGGAAAAUAAACACAAGUCCUCAUUCAUUAGGGUUUUAAAAACUUGCACCGGACCAAUUGGAGUUCUAUCGACAUUCUUCAUCCCCCUCAAGUGUUUGCAAUGCGUCUCUCCAGAAAAUAUCCGUUAUGUUAAUAGAUUUCAUUUUCUGCAAUUCCAAAAUACAAUUCUGCGUGAUGAUAUUCAUCUACCAGGUUUGUAAUAAACCAUUAGAUGGUUAAAUAUUUAUUUUAUUAUUUUUAUUAACUGUUUCGUGCCAUUUUGAGACAAUUUCAUCGAACAUUUCUAAUGAAGUUCAGUAAUUUUUCAAACUAAGAAGAGGAAAUUUCAUCCUUGCUUGGGCGAUUAUAUUUUUUAGAGACAAUAAAUAGCUGUCUGAUGAAUAAUUACCUAGUGCUAUUGAAUAUUCUCGUUGCAUAUAGUGAGCGAAUAUUUCCAAUCCCUAUCGUACCCCGUGUCUGUCCGUAAACUGUUAAUCGCAAGGCAUCAUCUUCAUGGGAAGAUAACUACGAGUGAGCUUUCUGAUUCUACAGUUUAUGACAGAGAUGAAAGAGACGGCCUUCCUCCUGCAGAAUGUCUCUCCAAGGUGAAUGAGGCUCUUUCAGGUCUCGAGCCCUGUUCGGCUGCCAUCCGUUGACCCUCUGAGUAAUUUUUUUUCCAUGGUCGGAAAUAGGAGCCUGAUUGUUAUGGACGAACUUGGAAGGGCAACGUCGUCCGCUGAUGGAUACGCCAUCGCUUGGAGUUGCUGCGAACAUCUGCUCUCUCUUAAAGCGUAAUUGCUUUCACUCAUGCUCUGUACCUUUUCCUUCUAUCAUUGUCUUCGAGCCGUCUGAUCUCUUCAGGUACACCAUCUUCGCCACACACAUGGAAGGUCUGUCUGAACUGGCCACGAUGUACCCCAACGUGAAGAUACUCCAUUUCGAGGUCGAGAUCAAGAACAACCGUCUGGACUUCAAGGUCUCAAAACCGAAACUACACUUUUUCAUCACUGAAUCUCAUGUUGUUAGACUGUGAUUUAUCUGGUUAUACUCGCCAGUUCCGACUCAAGGAUGGGCCGAGACAUGUACCGCACUAUGGGCUCCUGCUGGCCAGAGUCGCAGGGCUGCCGGGUUCAGUGAUUGAGACGGCGAAGAACAUCACCCAGAGGAUAACCACGAAGGUACCACUCUUACCUUAAUUACUGGAGGCUUAUUCUAGGAAAAAAAAGUGUUCGUCCUUCGGGAUCUCCGCGGGUGGGCAGGAACUGACCCAGAUGGAGAACAACUGCGACGAGUACCAAUCAGUCCACAUGGCGUAUCGGGUGGCCCAGAGGCUUCUAUGCCUGAAAUACUCCAACCAAGACGAGGACGACGUUCGACGGGCCCUUCAGCGUCUCAAGGACAUGUACGCCGAGGGGAGACUGGACUAG
Spirodela intermedia is the source of this 11653-nucleotide messenger RNA. NCBI's taxonomy places the organism in Eukaryota, Viridiplantae, Streptophyta, Magnoliopsida, Alismatales, Araceae. The record is from the annotation of a GenBank genome assembly.